AUGGUAAUCUCCGUCUUCAUCUGCGCUAUAUCAAACUGUCUCUCUAUCUCUACCUGUAUUGGAGAAGACACAGUGAAGUAUUCCAGGGAGCCAGAGCAUUCAACUAAAUAUAAUUUAUUUUGUGAUGCGGUUCAUUGCUCUAUUGUUUCACCUUGCAAGGGCAGAGAAUCUGACCUAAGGGUUCACUUCAAGCUUGCAAGGCCCAGAGGAUCUGACCUGAGGGUUCACUUCAAGAACACCAGGGAAACCGCAUUUGCUAUCAGGAAGCUCCCAUUGGCCAAGGCUAAGAGGUAUCUAGAGGACGUUCUUGCCCACAAGCAGGCCAUCCCUUUCCGGCGCUUUUGUGGAGGUGUCGGGCGCACUGCUCAAGCAAAGAAUCGCCAUCCCAAUGGACAAGGGCGGUGGCCUGUCAAGUCUGCCAAGUUCAUCUUGAACUUGCUCAAGAGUGCUGAGAGCAAUGCUGAUGUGAAGGGCUUGGAUGUGGAUACACUAUUCAUUUCGCAUAUCCAGGUAAAUCAGGCCCAGAAGCAGAGGUGGCGAACUUACCGUGCCCAUGGAAGAAUCAACCGCUGAAACCCAAGUGGUGCCCAAGAGGACGAAGAAAUCUCAAGCUCUUCGUUGUGGGGCUUCAUCUUAAAGCUUUGCAGAGUAAGAGAGAUUGGUAUCGCGUCAACUUGAAGAUUUACUCAGAGAGAUUGACAUCUUUUUUCCUUCUAUUUGAAUGCUCAUGUUUUUGCAACAUUUCGUCAAGAUUUUUGUGGUUGUAUAAGGACCAAGAAUCAGUCACCCAAUUUGGAGAGAGAUCUUUUCUUGCUUGAGUUGGUUAGUUUGAGCCUUAGAUCAUAUUUGGGUCAUUGUUUUAGCUUGAGUGUCUUCCUUUGUGGACACCCAUGUCCUUACAUUGCAGGCAUUAGUUACCACGAAAGUGUUUUAGAACUUUUGUUAGUAAUGUGAUUUUUUCAUGACCUACUCGUUACC
Messenger RNA from Amborella trichopoda, 978 nucleotides. The record is from RefSeq and is a predicted model, not a curated record. Lineage: Eukaryota; Viridiplantae; Streptophyta; Magnoliopsida; Amborellales; Amborellaceae.